AUGGACGAUAUCUAUAAAGCUGCGGUGGAGCAGCUCACUGAGGAACAGAAAAGUGAGUUUAAGGCAGCGUUCAAGGUGUUUGUUCAGGAUGCAGAAGACGGCUGUAUCAGCACUAAAGAGUUGGGGAAGGUGAUGAGGAUGUUGGGGCAGAACCCCACGCCUGAGGAGCUGCAGGAGAUGAUUGACGAAGUGGAUGAAGAUGGCAGUGGCACUGUGGACUUUGAUGAAUUCUUGGUGAUGAUGGUGAGAUGUAUGAAGGACGACAGUAAAGCGAAAUCGGAGGAGGAGCUCGCGGAGCUGUUCCGCAUGUUCGACAGAAACAGAGAUGGAUAUAUUGAUAUAGAGGAACUGCGUGAGAUGCUGAAAGCUACUGGAGAGAUGAUCAGUGAAGAUGAUGUUGAGGAACUGAUGAAGGACGGAGACAGGAACAGCGAUGGGAAGAUCGAUUACGACGAGUUUCUGGAGUUUAUGAAGGGAGUGGAAUAAUCUCACACCACACUCCAGGAGUCUCCUGCAGCUGAGCUGAGAUCAAAUUAUUCAUUUCACUUAAAGACAAA
Messenger RNA from Silurus meridionalis, 557 nucleotides. Its product is annotated as troponin C, slow skeletal and cardiac muscles. Gene Ontology annotation, molecular function: calcium ion binding. Gene Ontology annotation, cellular component: myosin II complex. The transcript is spliced from 6 exons. The coding region runs from base 1 to 486 and encodes 161 amino acids. The record is from RefSeq and is a predicted model, not a curated record. Lineage: Eukaryota; Metazoa; Chordata; Actinopteri; Siluriformes; Siluridae.